ACCCAGAGUUCAGUUUGAAAAACAACUUCUUGUUUUUCUUCCCCUUUAGUUUUCUCUGUCUGCCAACGCUUAUGGAACUUUUCUGCAGUUUACACAGGCUGUACUUUUGGACAAAUUUUGAUAUUUUUACAUCAGACAAACAUGACCUUGUCAGCAACAGGAAAACACAACACUGGGGCUUCCCACAGUCUUGUCAAUCUGAGAAAUCCACGCAAAGAGAAGGAAAUUAAAAGUAUCAGCCAAUCAGAGCCAUUUAUUAAACCAAGAUUGGCCCUAUGUGUGAUUAUUCCAAAGAUUGUGUCUGCUUUUAAAUUUAAGAAACCAGAAAUUGAGCCACAACAAACAGAUUCUUCAAACAGGAAGUCCAAAGAGAUCCUCAAAGACUUUGCUAAACUGUACAGAGUGUCUCAGAACUCAAAAUGUCCUGGAGAGGAGAAAACUAUUGUACUACUAGAUGAUUCACACCAACUGGGAAAAAACAUGCAGAUGUCCAACACAGACAGUAACAAACAAAACCUACCACAAAAAAACAACUCUGAGUGUGAUGGAAGUGAAAAGAAUUCUGUGAAAUCAAGUGGUUUGCAGAUUCCCAGGAAAGCAUGGGACAUCCUCACAAGGCCAUCAGCCAAGGUGAUUCUGGAUCCGAACACCGCAAAUCCCACUCUCAAGCUGUCUGCGGAUGGACGCUCUGUGAGAACAAAGACCCACAAAGAGUUUAAUUCCAGCCAGAGUUUCUAUGAAUACCAAAGAAAACAUAAAAAUCAGUAUAAUGGUUGGAUGUGUGUCCAAGCUAAAGAGGGCUACAGCACAGGCAGGCAUUACUGGGAGGUAGAUGUGAAAGGGAAAUGUGAUUGGAGAGUAGGAGUAGUGAAAGAGUCAGCUCCACGUAAUGGCUUUAUUAAUCUGAACACAGCAGCAGGGUAUUGGACUCUGCGUCUGCAGUUAGGCUCUCUCAUGGCUCUGACUGAACCAGUCACCAAACUCAAUUACGCUCCACCUGCUAAGUUAGGAGUGCAUCUAGAUAUGGAGGAAGGUCAGGUUUCUCUCUAUGAUGUGAUGAAAAGGAAAAAUAUUUACACAUUUAACACAGAAUUCAGGAAUUGUGAGAAAAUUUUCCCUGUGUUUGGAACCGUGGAGACAGACAAACCCCUAAAGAUUAUCCAAAUAUGAUUUUUAAUUGGUCUUUACAUUUACAUAAAUAUGAAAUACUGUGAAAUCUACCACCUUGCUGACCUACUAAAUAAAGAAACCUACUCAGGCUUACUAAAGAAAUAAACUACAGUAAAUAAUUA
This is a messenger RNA of Hemibagrus wyckioides, 1292 nucleotides long. Its product is annotated as E3 ubiquitin-protein ligase TRIM39-like. NCBI's taxonomy places the organism in Eukaryota, Metazoa, Chordata, Actinopteri, Siluriformes, Bagridae. Gene Ontology annotation, molecular function: protein binding. The record is from RefSeq and is a predicted model, not a curated record. The coding region runs from base 142 to 1170 and encodes 342 amino acids. The transcript has 9 exons.